AAGCACGCUCUCAUGGCAUUUCUGGGCCUCAUCAAUUACUGUCGUCAAUGGAUCCCUGACUGUUCAAUCUAUGACAAGUGUUUGCGUUCAGCUAUAAGUCACUCAGAUCCUUUGACUCAGCCCCUGGUCUGGACUGAGGACAUGCUAACGGCCUUCAAGGCUCUGAAGCAAGCUUUGUGCUCCGCCCCUGCUCUCGGGCUGCCGAACUAUCGUUUGCCGUUUCACCUGUAUGUGUGCAAUCAGAAGGGGACCGCAUCUGGGGUGCUGGCUCAGGAGCACGGGGGGGGCAUGCGACCUUGCGCGUUUCUGUCUAAAACUCUUGACGCUGUGGCACAAGGGCUUCCUGGCUGUCUUAGGGCUGUUGCCGCGUGUGCUCUCAUGGUCACGGACGCUGAAAAACUUGUUUUGUUGCAUCCGCUCAUUUUACACACUUCACAUGACGUCGUGUACAUUCUGCGGAAUCUUAGCACUCAGCAUUUGUCUGCUCAGCGUCGCUCUGGCUAUGAGUUUAUUCUUUUGGCCACAGAGCAUCUCACUGUUAAGCCCUCCUCGUCGUUUGAUUCUGUCGCCCACGCUCUUCAGCGUCUUCUUAACUCACAGGAUGACGAUGUUGCGUUUGACUCACAUGACUGUCUUUCUAAUAUCGUUUUUGAAACUAGCAUCCGCCCAGACUUACACUCCACCCCUCUUUCCACAGGCGAUUCUCUUUUUGUAGAUGGUUCCUGUUCCCGCCCUGCGGAUGGUGUGUUCCUGUGUGGUUACUCUGUUUGUCGCCUCCCUGAUGAAAUUGUUGAAGCUCAUUCUUUGCCUUUUUCUUCUGCUCAGGCUGCGGAGCUCUAUGCUUUGACUCGCGCAUGUAUUUUGGCUCAAGACACAGACGUUACUAUUUACACCGACUCACGCUACGCUUUCGGCGUGGCGCACGACUUCGGCCGCAUUUGGGCGUCUCGGGGGUUUACGACAGCCGACGAUUUUUGUGUUUCAGAAAGUUGCUGUGACAAUAGCUGACGGCCUUUUCAGGGAUCCCCUUCCAGCAUCUGGAGCAAUCCAGUUUCGGCUGAUCUACAAAGAGGGGAUGGUUGGUGAGUCUUGCAAAGUUCUGGGCUGAAGAGUCUGAAAAGCACGGGAGCCUGUGAUAUUUUUCGCCGUCUGCACCCUGUGAGCAUUAGAGAACAAAGUCAGUGACCAGUAUGACUUUCUUCAUCAUCGUGCUGAUCUCAACGCUUGGGGCAGGGUUACCCGCACAAGCAAUACACCGGGACCCAAGGGAUAACGAGUUUUGGAAAUAUAUAAACUUCACUGUAAAAACAUCAAUGAAUAUGAGUAUACCUUGUUAUGUGUGUUCUUUGUUACCCCAUGACAGCAGCGAUCCUUUUCCGGUCCGAAUAG
Messenger RNA from Neoarius graeffei (lesser salmon catfish), 1389 nucleotides. Its product is annotated as protein NYNRIN-like. NCBI's taxonomy places the organism in Eukaryota, Metazoa, Chordata, Actinopteri, Siluriformes, Ariidae. The transcript has 2 exons. Gene Ontology annotation, molecular function: RNA-DNA hybrid ribonuclease activity; nucleic acid binding. The record is from RefSeq and is a predicted model, not a curated record. The coding region runs from base 13 to 1008 and encodes 331 amino acids.